Rhincodon typus (whale shark) is the source of this 3289-nucleotide messenger RNA. It is a transcript of the gene tmem200ca, whose product is annotated as transmembrane protein 200C, genome duplicate a. The transcript has 5 exons. Lineage: Eukaryota; Metazoa; Chordata; Chondrichthyes; Orectolobiformes; Rhincodontidae. The record is from RefSeq and is a predicted model, not a curated record. The coding region runs from base 848 to 2416 and encodes 522 amino acids.
CCCCCGGCCCAACGGAAAAGCCGAGAGCGGCCGGGAGGACCGGACCUCAUCCCUGACAAGAUCUGAUCGAGGGGACAGGUCUCCCGGACUGAGCCGAGCCCUCAGACUCUGAUUGCGUAGAGUUCUGAAGGGUCGGCAACGUUGCAAAUCACUGCCUACGCACUAUGAUUUUCAAUUACAUGGAUGAGGACUGUCUUGCAGGGAGCCCACACCUUCACCAUCAAUUAAAAAGAAGCGUAUAGACCCAAAAUGUCAGCUUUCCUGUUCCUCUGAUGCUGCUUGGCCUGCUAUGUUCAUCCAGCUCUACACCUUGUUGUCUCAGUGUUCAAAAUUUGGCCUGUUUCAGAAUGCUGCCGGACCUGCUGAGCUUUUCCAGCAACUUUGUUUUUGUUCAUAAUAAAAAUAAAACUGGAUGGAUUAACUGGCAUCGACCUUGGCACCAAACAAGGCAAAAGCAUACUCCGCAUAGACGAUUCUACAAAGGCUACUUCACUAACAUCUGGAGGAUUGUGCCAUAAUUGGGACCAAUGUCCCACAAACUAAUCGAGCAGUAAUGUGGCAUUGUCGUCCCCAUAAAAUCGCGAUUUUAAGACAAUAUCCCAGACACCUCAAUCAACACCCUGUCUAAGUCCUGUCUCAAUGGAAGGCCAGAGCCACCAGAGAUCAUUGAACAUUAGGAGGGAUUGGCCCUCAACGUAUGCUUCAUGAAAUCCAAAGUCAAUGUAACCAGAUCAAACUGCCUGCUACAUAACACCUACCACCCUCCUUCAGCUGCUGAAUUUGUACUCCCUAUGUUGAACUUUGCUUGGAAGAAGCACUGAGGACAUAGCUGAUAAGUGGAUUUAUCAUGAUUGCAACUGGGGGGCUUCUUCGUAUUUCAGCCAGAAGACAAGAUUCCUUUCGAUCACGUAAUCGUGUUAAUAAACACAAAAAGAAAGCAAAAAAGAAAUGCAAGAGUGAUGUAGUAGUGGUUAAAGGCAAAUUGAAGCUGUUCUCCAUUUCUGGACUGAUUGCUGCAUUUGGAAUCCUAGUACUGUUAGUGGGAAUAGCAAUGACAGUGAUGGGCUACUGGCCUAAAGGCACUGACAUUUUUGAAACUAUUAAGGUCCAAUCUAAUGAUACUAACAAUAGCACCGUUUUAGAAAGGACAACACUGGAGAUUAUUUCUAAAUUUUUAGCAAGCUAUUUGCAUUCUGAGAAACUGAAGGUUUUAGGACCCCUUAUUAUGGGAAUUGGUAUUUUUUUGUUCAUCUGUGCCAAUACAGUUCUUCAUGAAAAUAGAGACAAAAAAACCAAAAUAAUUAAUAUACGAGACAUCUAUUCUACAGUUAUAGAUGUACACAAUUUGAGGACAAAAGAUUGUGGGCCGCUUAAUGGUUUUGUCAACUAUGUACAAUCCAAAAGCAUGGAUAAUCUCAAAUCUCCUGAUUCUUUCUGUGCAGCAAUGUUGGCGAAAAGUACCUUGCGGACACCUGUUGGUAAUGCUGUAAAACCUAUGGAUCCAAAAGAAAAUGUGGGUAAAAAGCAUUGCGAUUUUGUAGCAAACUUGCAGCAACAAAUCCCCAAAGAUGGAAAGACAUUCUCUGAUACUGUUUACAGUAUUUGCAGAGACCAAAUCAGAGUAAAUGAUAGAACCCAAAUGCCCCAAAUGUGUGGGACUAAGUCAAUUGUUACUUCUUCCAUUAAUGCAUUCACACUGCCCAUCAUCAAACUGAACAACUGUGUCUUGGAAGAGGGUGCUGCCAGAUAUAGAAGCAAUGAGAAUGAAGCACAAACAUCAGAAAAAUGUAAUGAAACUCAACAAGAAUUUGAACGUUUUGCUUCUGAUCAAAUGGGAAGUAUUGAAUCCAUUUCAGCGGAUAUAGGAAGUGAUCACCAUGGAGAUGAUAACCAGGACAUAGAGACAGAGACUUCAAAUACCUUUAGGUUAAAUGACAACCAGUUGGUAUCCAGCAAAAAUUCCCAAAAACCUUCUGCCCAAGUGUCCCAGGUUUCUCCAAUUCCAUUUCAGAGAACAGAAUCCAGUCUUUCUCUCCAUACUUUGUCAGUUCACUCUAAACUUAUGAAUCUUGAUGACUAUCCUUCCACAUCCACAGUGCAGGAUGAGGAGAAAGAUCCAAAUUGUGCACAUUUAGAUUCCACCAGCAGUAAGGGCUAUAUAACAUUGAGUAAUGAGGACUCUCUUCAGUCUGCUCCUGUGCUAUCAGAAGCCAUAGCUACAUCUAGUGAUGAUUGUACAGAGAAUCUUCAUAGAGAUACCAUACAAGAAAGUACAAUGCCAAUCAAUGAACAAAAGGUGGACAAACCUCAAAGGUGUGUGCAAAGACAGUACACAAAGAGAGAGAAAUUGCUCAUGAUUUCUGGUUCCCACAAUACGCUUAGAAUGGACAAUGUUGAAAUUGAUAGUAAUUCGUAAUUAUAUGCCAUAUAAUGUAAUCAUAUAUAGUUGGGUUCAGAGAUGCAAAGGUGCAGUAAAAGCUAUAACAAAUGAAAAUAAUAUGUCGCUGUUCUGUAGCUAUUAAUGAUUACUGAAUGUCAGCCAAGCUCCACAGACUCCUAGAACAUUGCUGUGGAACUAAACAUCCAGUUUCUUUAGUUGCUUCCAAACGUAAUUGCAUCAGCCAUUGAGUGGCAAUUGUUAAUCUUGAUUAAACACCAAUUUAAACAUUUUAAUAUAAUCAGUUAUUUGUUAACAGCUUGUGAAAAUUAAACAUCAGACAUCCUAGGAUUGUAAAUUUACAGUUUGGAACCAUCAAAAUAAGCCAAUUAACGUACUGAAUUCUAUAUUCUGACAAAUCAAAGGAUGUAUAGAUAUCUUGUAUAAGCACAUAAUGCACUAAAACACACAAAAAUGUGAUAUUGAAAAGUGUUCAGUGUAUCAUUUCAUAAUUAAAUGAAAGAAAUUAUUUGCAUACGUAGUCACUAAUAGAGGUCUAAUGAAAUAAUAAUUAUUUCUGUAAUCCUGGAUUCUGUAUUAUACCUCAUUACCUGUGUUUUCUAAAUUGUAACCUAAUAUUCUAGAAUUGUAUUGUUUUUUCAUUUGAGUUUCCCUUUAGAGCAACCUUCAUGCAUUUUUAUCAUCACAGUUGUCUGUUUUUCCAAAGGAUUUAUCAGGUAAGUGACCAAAUCCUAUACCUCAUUACAUAUAUUUGACUUCACAGUUAUGUAAGGAAAGAUGUAAUAAAAAAAACAUUUUGUCCAUCAAGUGCACUUUUGUAAAAGGAGUGUAAUAGGGUCAUCAUGUACUUCCCUGGAGUUAGGUUGAAAUAUAUUUAUAUUUAUGAACAAA